Molecule: messenger RNA, 2397 nt
Organism: Bombina bombina (fire-bellied toad)
Lineage: Eukaryota; Metazoa; Chordata; Amphibia; Anura; Bombinatoridae
Product: cytochrome P450 2A4
Exons: 10
Coding region: 195-1679 (494 amino acids)
Biological process (GO): xenobiotic metabolic process
Cellular component (GO): intracellular membrane-bounded organelle; cytoplasm
Molecular function (GO): iron ion binding; heme binding; oxidoreductase activity, acting on paired donors, with incorporation or reduction of molecular oxygen, reduced flavin or flavoprotein as one donor, and incorporation of one atom of oxygen
Source: RefSeq, a predicted model, not a curated record
GAUUUCUUCUGCAUAAGUCGUGUCAGGAUACAACAGAGAAUCUGCUGAAACAAGCUUAAUUCUUGGGUCUGGAAUUCUGCUUUGUGUCAUCUUAUUAAAGGAUAUGGGGUUUUAAACUGGAAAAAAUUCUGAAGAAAAAGUGACAGCGAAACAAUCAUUUGUGAGAGUGAGUUUGUUGGAUUGUCACUGUCACAAUGGGUCUUGGAGUAUUUGGGACACUUCUGUUGGUCACUGCUGUCACCUUCAUCCUAUAUCUGGUCUCAUGGUGGCGAAAGAUAAGAAGACAAAACCUGCCCCCUGGACCUGCCCCCUUGCCGCUCUUGGGAAACUUUCUUCACGUUAACUUUGGAGAAUUUCCCCAGUCCGUUAUGAAGCUGAGCAAGACCUAUGGAUCCGUUUAUACCUUUUAUAUAUUUAAUAUACGUACAGUGAUGCUGAUCGGUUAUGAAGCCGUUAAGGAGGCUUUGAUUGACAACAGUGAUUCGUUUAGUGAUAGAGGAAUGAUGGAAAUGGGAGAUAUAUUCUUUAAAGAUUACGGUAUCAUCUUUAGCAAUGGUGAAUCUUGGAAGACCAUGCGUAGAUUCUCCAUUACGACUUUAAGAAAUUUUGGAAUGGGAAAGAAAGGGAUUGAAGAAAGAAUCCAGGAAGAAGCCAUGUACCUUGCAGAAGAGUUUAGGAAGACCCAAGAUACCUCAUUUGAUCCAACUCACCAGCUGGGGUUGUCUGUCUCUAACAUUAUCUGCUCCAUUGUCUUUGGUGAGCGAUUUGACUACAAAGACAAGAAGUUUACCUCUCUUCUGUUCAACUUGAGAGAAGUAUCAAAAAUCCUCAACUCUAACUCUGGACAGAUUGUCAACUUCUUUCCACGUUUAUCUCAGUAUCUGCCGGGUCCUCACCAGAAAAUCUACAAGUGUUUUCAAAAGAUAAAGGAUUUUUUGUUGGAUUCAGUGAAAGAUCAUAGAGAAACACUGGAUGAGAACUGCCCCAGGGACUUAAUUGACUGUUUUCUCUUGAAGAUGGAUGAGGAGAAGAAUAAUCCCAACACAGAAUUUCAUAACAAGAAUCUAGUUGGAACCAUUCAUGAUCUGUUUUUUGCUGGGACAGAGACCUCAAGUAUAACAUUAAAAUAUGGCUUCUUGAUCAUGCUUAAGUACCCGGAUAUACAAGAGAAGAUGCACAAAGAGAUAGAUUGUGUUAUAGGACAGGAACGGUGCCCAUCAAUGGAGGAUCGCAAUAAAAUGCCUUACACAGAUGCUGUGACUCAUGAGCUUCAGAGAUUUGCUGAUAUUGUCCCAUUGGGGCUUCCUCGGGGAGCCAGCAAGGACACAACCUUCAGAGGGUAUCAUAUUCCCAAGGGUACUCUUGUGCUUCCUGUUUUGACCUCUGUCUUGAAAGAUCCCAAAUACUUCAAGAAUCCUCAUCAGUUUGAUCCUGGGCACUUUCUUGAUGAACAUGGCUGCUUUAAGAAAUAUGACGCCUUCAUUCCAUUCUCUCUAGGAAAACGUGCUUGUGCUGGGGAAGCCCUGGCACGUAUGGAGAUCUUUCUCUUCCUUACAACUAUUUUGCAGAAGUUCACACUGAAAACCACAAUGAAUGUAGAAGACAUUGAAAUCACCCCAGAACCUAAUACUAACGCAACAAGACCUCGUGACUACACAAUGUACGUUGUUCCUCGUUGAUGUCCAACCAUAUUUGGUAGUCCGUUACAUUAGGAUUAUGGAUGGACUAAUAAUGUUACCCAGAAAACAAAUUAAUUGAUACAACCUAUAAUUAUAAUGUACAUAUAAGUGCUUAGGGUUUUUAUCUAUUGUUUUUUUACUACCAAUAUCUACAUAUAGUUUAGCUCAAGUAUAUAACAUUAUUUUUUAAUAUUUGAAAGAUGAAAUCAUUUAUUUCUCUAGCUAACAAAAAUAGCUUAACACUUAAAAUAGAAUAUGACUUCUUAUCUAUAAAAAAAAUCCACAAGAACAAUAAAAUGUUAGAACAUUUCUUGUACAAUUAGUAAAUUGAAUUUAUUAAACAAAAGUAAAAUUAACCAAAAUGUUGUCUGUAUAUUGAUAUUGGUUUACUUUUAUUUUGUUGUGUUUAGACCAUGCACCAUUUUCUAAGCCUCCUGUGUACAGUUUUUAUGUAAAUCCACUUGGUCAUGGUGUCUGUGGGACUAUGCACAAUAUUCUUGGUGACAAACUGACGUGAUCUAUACCAUGACAUAAGUACCACACUUACUGCCACUGAUAUAUGCUACUAUACAUCCAUGUAUCCAGCUGCUUUUUCCUGUUGUAUUACUGCAUUGUUAACCUACCUUUAAAUAAUCAUUCCAAUCAUGUUCCACUUUUAUUAUGGUAAGUAGAAUAAAUUAAUAUUAAAAUACCCCCUUUUGGGUGUUUGUAUCCUAAA